CCAAAAACCUCACGCGCUCCUCUCCCCUCCCCUCGCCGGCGAGAGGGGGAUUCACACAACCCCACGCCUGUAGCCUAUAACUACCCCUGGGAUCGAACCUCGUGGGGAGCGCCCGCCGGGAUCUAGCUACCUCUCGCCAGUCUCCUCCGUCUUCGCCGCUCUUCAGGCGACCGCGCCGAGGCGAGGAUAUAGCUGCCUGCUAUCAUGGCAGCCACCACAGGACCGUCAGGAUGGCUAAGGGGUAAGGUGAAAGCUGUGACUUCUGGGGACUGCCUUCUCAUCAUGGGGAGUACAAAGGCGGAGAUCCCGCCAGAGAAAUCCAUCACUCUGUCAUACCUUAUGGCCCCAAGACUGGCUCGUCGUAACGGGGUGGAUGAGCCAUUUGCCUGGGAAAGUAGGGAGUUUCUGAGGAAGCUAUGCAUAGGAAAGGAGGUCACAUUUAGAGUGGAUUACACAGCUCCGAAUAUCGGACGGGAAUUUGGUACUGUUUUCCUUGGCGACAAGAAUGUCGCUUACUCGGUAGUUGCUGCAGGAUGGGCAAGGGUAAAGGAGCAAGGGCCAAAAGGGGGUGAACAAAGCCCAUACCUCGCUGAGCUGCAAAGGUUGGAGGAAGUUGCAAAGCAACAAGAUUUGGGCCGUUGGAGCAAGGAGCCCGGUGCCGCUGAAGAAUCGAUAAGAGAUCUCCCACCAUCAGCAAUUGGUGAGUCAAGUGGUUUCGAUGCAAAAGGUUUCGCGGUUGCAAAUAAAGGCAACAGCCUAGAAGCCAUUGUUGAGCAAGUUCGUGAUGGCAGUACUGUUCGUGUUUACUUGCUCCCAAGUUUCCAAUUUGUCCAGAUAUAUGUUGCUGGAGUACAGGCUCCGUCCAUGGGUAGACGCCCACCUAAUCCUGCCGUUGUUACCGAAGUCGAGGGAACUGCUGAUGGCACUACAAAUGGUGAUGAUUCUGGGGAAACUCCUGCACCACUGACUACAGCACAAAGGCUUGCCGCAUCAGCAGUCUCUACUGAGAUUCCAGCAGAUAGGUUUGGAAGAGAAGCUAAGCACUUCACAGAGACUCGAGUUCUGAAUAGAGAUGUGCGGAUUGUGGUGGAGGGCACAGACAGUUUUAAUAAUAUAAUUGGUUCGGUGUAUUACCCUGAUGGUGACACUGCGAAGGACUUGUCACUCGAGCUUGUUGAAAACGGCCUUGCCAAAUAUGUUGAGUGGAGUGCAAACAUGCUAGAUGUCGAAAUCAAAGUAAAACUGAAGAACGCUGAACUUCAGGCAAAAAAGGAACAGCUGCGAAUUUGGACUGGAUUUAAGCCCCCAGUGACUAACUCAAAGCCAAUCCAUGACCAGAAAUUUACUGGAAAGGUGGUAGAAGUUGUCAGUGGGGAUUGCAUUAUUGUUGCUGAUGAUGCUGCUCCAUAUGGCAGUCCUUCAGCUGAACGACGAAUUAAUCUUUCAAGUAUUAGAGCUCCUAAGCUAGGCAAUCCUCGUAGAGAGGACAACAAGCCUGAAACUUUUGCUCGUGAAUCUAAGGAGUUUUUGCGCACACGGUUGAUUGGAAAACAAGUAACAGUGGAAAUGGAAUAUUCUAGAAGGAUCAGCACUGUGGAUGGACAGAAUGCUAUGCCAGCAACGAACAUGGCUGAUACGAAAGUUCUGGAUUAUGGUUCAGUUUUUCUAGGUUCACCAGUGCAGGCUGGCGGAGAUGACAUUCCGAGCACAGGCGACCAGCCUAGAGUUAAUGUUGCUGAGCUUUUACUCUCACGGGGCUUUGCUGAGAUAUCCAAACACCGUGACUAUGAGGAAAGAUCACAUUAUUUUGAUGCUCUAUUAGCAGCUCACUCACGAGCUGAGAAAUCAAAGAAAGGACUUCAUUCAGCCAAACUUUCUCCUGUGAUGCAUAUAACAGAUUUAACAACGGUUUCUGCAAAGAAGGCUAAAGACUUCCUUCCCUUCCUACAACGGAACAGAAGGCAGGCUGCUAUAGUUGAAUAUGUUUUCAGUGGCCACCGUUUCAAACUGACAAUUCCAAAGGAGACUUGCAGCAUCGCCUUUUCAUUGUCUGGUGUUAGGUGCCCUGGUAGAGAUGAGCCUUACUCGAGCGAAGCUAUUGCUUUGAUGAGGAGGAUCAUUUUACAACGUGAUGUGGAGAUUGAGGUUGAAACAGUGGAUAGAAAUGGAACGUUCUUAGGUUCCUUGUGGGAGUCCAAGACCAACAUAUCAUCUGUUCUUUUGGAGGCUGGCCUGGCCAAGCUUAGUUCAUUUGGCUUGGAUCGGAUUGCAGAUGCUCACAUCCUCACAAAAGCUGAACAGUCUGCAAAGAAGAAAAAACUUAAGAUAUGGGAGAACUACGUAGAGGGCGAAGAAGUUACUAACGGAUCAGCCUCAGAAUCCAAACAAAAGGAAAUUCUCAAGGUUGUUGUUACGGAAGUUCUUGGUGGUGGAAAGUUCUAUGCCCAGACAAUAGGUGACCAGAGAGUGUCAUCCAUUCAACAGCAACUUGCAUCAUUGACACUUAAAGAGGCACCGGUCAUUGGUGCUUUUAAUCCUGUGAAGGGAGAGAUAGUCCUUGCUCAGUUUAGCCUCGACAACUCCUGGAAUAGAGCAAUGAUUGUUAGUGGACCUCGAGGAGGUGUAGUAUCUGUGGACGAUAAGUUUGAAGUAUUCUACAUCGAUUAUGGUAACCAAGAAGUGGUUCCUUACAGUCGCAUACGCCCAGCAAGCCCAUCUGUUUCUUCCUCUCCUGCUCUUGCUCAGCUGUGCAGUCUUGCCUACAUAAAAGUACCUGGUCUGGAAGAUGAUUAUGGUCAGGAAGCAGCCGAGUAUCUUAGUGAAUGCCUGCUCGGCAAUUCAAAACAAUACCGGGCAAUGAUUGAAGAACGUGAUACUACUGGGGGAAAAUCAAAGGGACAAGGGACUGGAACUGUUUUCAUUGUGACUCUGGUCGAUGCAGAGACAGAAUCCAGCAUCAAUGCUGCCAUGCUCGAGGAAGGGCUUGCUCGGCUUGAAAGAAGCAAGAGAUGGGACACCAAUGAGAGGAAGACAGCUCUCCAGAAUCUAGAACAGUUCCAGGAGAAAGCAAAGAAGGAAAGGCUACGGCUUUGGCAGUAUGGAGAUGUUGAAUCGGACGAGGAGGAGCCGGCUCCAGGUGCAAGAAAAACUGGAGGACGUCGGUAAAUGGGAGAGAAGAUUGCUCAAGACAGUAUGCUGACUAUGGUCAUGGUUUACCUAUGAAGUUUUGGAUACCCAGCAAACUCAGUCGGGAGCUAUAUAAACAACCAGUGAGAGGACUACAUUAAUGCAGUUAGAACAGAACUCACCAAAGCGAAACUUUCUCAGUUUGAGCAGUCCUUUGCCGAGUUAUUCAGUUUUACAUCUUUAAAGUCGAGAGUUAAAAUACAUUGUUUUUCCCUAAGCUUAAUAAGGCUGUUUCCUUGUGCACUAUAUUUCGUUGUUAUCAGGACAUAGAAUAUUGAGAAUUGCAGUAAAAUUAAAUUCAGGAUUGGACUUCAAUAUACAAAUAGAGUAACAUGUUACUUGUUUC
This is a messenger RNA of Lolium rigidum, 3532 nucleotides long. Its product is annotated as ribonuclease TUDOR 1-like. The record is from RefSeq and is a predicted model, not a curated record. Gene Ontology annotation, molecular function: RNA binding; nuclease activity. The transcript is spliced from 17 exons. Gene Ontology annotation, cellular component: cytosol; RISC complex; nucleus. The coding region runs from base 205 to 3165 and encodes 986 amino acids. Lineage: Eukaryota; Viridiplantae; Streptophyta; Magnoliopsida; Poales; Poaceae. Gene Ontology annotation, biological process: regulatory ncRNA-mediated gene silencing; mRNA catabolic process.